AUGGUGGGCGCCAAAAGGGUUAGACGAGGUCACUACAUGGCGUAUCGGUUUAUCUCAUCAUUCAUUACCUACUUUUGGUUUUCAUUGAUUUACUCGUUAAUGUCACUUGCUUUCCAAAUCGAGAUGACCCGAGCCUAUGGCCACGCUGGGUUCAUGGUGUACUGGAUGACAAAUUGGAUGACGAUGACGGCCGUCGGGACAGUUAUUGAGAUUGCUGCGCUUAUGUUGACGUUGUAUUUCCCAACCUUACUUGGCUUCUGGUUGAUUUUCUGGGUGAUCUCCAAUGUGUCGCCCACGUAUACCCCCAUGACACUCACGGCAAACUUAUAUCGAUACAGGUACUCUUUCCCCAGUUACAAUGCCUACGAGUGUACUAAAAUGAUUCUUUUCAACACCCACAAGGGCCACAUUGGCUGGUGUUACGGUAUCAUUGCCGCGUGGAUAAUAGUGAUGAAUAUUAUCCUUUACUUUUGCAUCGACUUAUUCAUUAAGAAAAUGAGUCGGAAAGCUCAGCAGGCAGCUAUGAGAACCGAUGAAAAGAAAGGUUGA
Messenger RNA from Diutina rugosa, 549 nucleotides. RefSeq lists its product as uncharacterized. The transcript has a single exon. NCBI's taxonomy places the organism in Eukaryota, Fungi, Ascomycota, Pichiomycetes, Serinales, Debaryomycetaceae. The record is from RefSeq and is a predicted model, not a curated record. The coding region runs from base 1 to 549 and encodes 182 amino acids. Gene Ontology annotation, cellular component: membrane.